AGUUAGGAUGGGUCUCCUGCAAGGUUUGUUAGUGCUGGGUUUGAUUGUGGCAUUUGACCUGAAGAAUGUAUGGGGAAGUUUGAGAUAUGGUCAAAGUCCAAGCAGCAUGAAGCCACAAUCAGAUCCAGCUUCCAGAGGUCCUGCUCUUUCUUCUCAAGGGUUCUGGAACCCUUUGCAAAAGGCUUCUCCGUUUCAGAGUCUUGACUCCAGAAGAUUUGCACAAGAGCCUCUUGGUCUUCAGGAGAAGCAGGUGUUGCAGAGUCCAGUGAAGCCUUUGGACUGGAGGUUUCCUGUUGUUCCAGUGGUGCAGAGCGAGAUGGCGGUGGACUUCCAGUUGAGGCAACCCGUGACUCCUGGUAGUGUAGCUAUUCAAUGCGGUGAGAACCGGGUUCUGGUUGAAGUAAAGCAGGACUUAUUUAGCAAUGGUCAACUGAUCCAGCCAUCUGGAUUGUCUUUGGGAGGAUGUCCCGUUGUUGGUGAGGACUCAAACUCUAGGGUGCUCAUCUUGGAGCAUGAACUGCAGGACUGCAACAGUGUGUUGAUGAUGACUGAGGAUGAGCUUGUCUACACCUUUGCUCUUACCUACACGCCUGAGGCGCUCGCUGGCACUCCGAUUACUCGUGCUGAUGGUGCUGUUGUUGGUGUUCAAUGCCACUAUCAAAGGUCUCACAAUGUGAGCAGUAAUGCCUUGAGGCCAACUUGGGUCCCUUAUGCUUCAACGGAGGUUGACGAGGAAGUCUUGCUGUUCUCCCUGAAGCUCAUGAUGGAUGAUUGGUCCUAUCCGAGGCCUUCACACUUGUACUUCCUGGGUGAUGUUAUUAAUAUUGAGGCAUCCGUGAAGGUGUACAACCAUGUUCCGCUGCGUGUGUUUGUAGACCACUGCGUGGCCACCCAAGUACCUGAUGUGAAUGCCCUUCCGGGAUAUUCGUUCAUUGAGAAUCAUGGGUGCCUUGUGGAUGCCAAGGCUACGGCUUCCAGCUCGCGCUUCAUGCCUCGAACCCAGGAAGACAAGAUCCAGUUCCAGCUGGAGGCCUUCAUGUUCCAGGAAGGAUACAGUCCUUCUAUCUACAUAACGUGUAUUCUGAAGGCUACUCUUGCUUCUGCACCCAGUGAUGCUCUCUGCAAAUCUUGUUCCUUUGCCAAUGGGUGGUUUGCUGCUGAUGGGAACCACGAGGUUUGUGGUUGCUGUGACUCAACAUCUGGUCCUGAUGGAGGAAAUGCUGCUCCAUCUGCUGCAAGAUUGCUUUUGGUACAAUGGGAAGGCAAGGCCUCACUCGGUCCUGUAAUUGUUCAAGAGCGAAAGAAGACUUUAGCUGGUUUUCAAUAAAUGGGGGUGGAAAAACCUA
Sinocyclocheilus rhinocerous is the source of this 1346-nucleotide messenger RNA. RefSeq names its product zona pellucida sperm-binding protein 3-like. The transcript has 8 exons. Gene Ontology annotation, biological process: egg coat formation; binding of sperm to zona pellucida; positive regulation of acrosome reaction. Gene Ontology annotation, molecular function: acrosin binding. Lineage: Eukaryota; Metazoa; Chordata; Actinopteri; Cypriniformes; Cyprinidae. Gene Ontology annotation, cellular component: extracellular matrix. Bases 8 to 1327 code for a protein of 439 amino acids. The record is from RefSeq and is a predicted model, not a curated record.